Messenger RNA from Orussus abietinus, 718 nucleotides. It is a transcript of the gene Obp7, whose product is annotated as general odorant-binding protein 56h. Gene Ontology annotation, biological process: sensory perception of smell. The record is from RefSeq and is a predicted model, not a curated record. Lineage: Eukaryota; Metazoa; Arthropoda; Insecta; Hymenoptera; Orussidae. Bases 79 to 516 code for a protein of 145 amino acids. The transcript has 5 exons. Gene Ontology annotation, molecular function: odorant binding.
CGAGCCGUGACGGACAGCCAGUGUUAAAAAAUAAUUCCCGUCGUCUCCACCUCGAAGAAGAAGAAUUCGCCUCUCGAGAUGAAGUACUUCCUCGUCCUAGCAUGCGCCUUCCUCGCGGUCGCGGUGGUGGCGUGCAACGAGGAGAUGAAGAAGGCCAUAAAGGAGGCCAUUGAAACCUGCAGCCAGGAAAUGGGCAUAGCGAAAGAGGAUUUCAAGAAGAUGAAGGAGGAACAGGUGGACCAAGAGAAGGUCGCCUGCUUCUCGGAGUGCAUAUUGGAGAAGCAGGGCUUGAUAGAAAAUGGCGAAUUGAACAAGGAGAAGAUCAUGGAACAUGCCGAACAGAUAAUAGAGAAGUUCCCGGAGAAGAGAGAAGAGUUCUUGAACAAAGUGAAGGAAUUCAUAGACGAGGGUCCCAAGGACACGGGGAAGUGUAUGACAGGAUUCGAGUUUCUCAUGCACAUGAAGAAGACGGCCCACGAAUUGAAGUUCGACGAGGGACCCAUGGAUGAUGAAUGAAAAACGACGGCAGAAUUUUUCUGGAGACCCCCUUUCCCCUACCUUCCGCUCGAAAAUCGAGGCAAGUGCAUGGAACGCGUUAAACCAAGCUUGUAUUUCAAAUUAAUCACUAAGAUAGAAUAAAUUCACGGCGAGGUUCCUUUCAAAAAUUUGUCUCUCCUUUAAAAAGAAAUUAAUAUUAAACGACAUUGGAUGAUAUGAA